UUGCCAUCUGGCAACACUGCACUGGUUACAUCACAAUUUUGGAUUUUUAGGCCAAUUUUCCGGCGUAAAUCUUCUACUUUGAAUAGAUUUUGAACAUAGAAAACUAAUAAAAUACCAUCAUGAGUGCCUGGAGGCAAGCUGGUUUAAAUUACAUAAACUACUCAAACAUUGCUGCCAAAGUUUUAAGGCGCUCACUUAAGCCCCAACUGAGGACCGAAGCCCUACGAAGAGAUGAAUCCCACGUUCGUAUAACCCCAUGGGCUAAUGGCCGUCCAGCGCAUGAAAAGGAUUAAGCUAAGACGGCUCAAGCAUCAAAGUAGAAGAUGAAAUCCAGACCAUCAUUCAAAACUCUUAUUUAUUAGUAAAACUAUGAAAUAAACAACUGUUGAGUUAA
Aricia agestis (brown argus) is the source of this 394-nucleotide messenger RNA. RefSeq names its product protein stunted-like (gene sun). Lineage: Eukaryota; Metazoa; Arthropoda; Insecta; Lepidoptera; Lycaenidae. The record is from RefSeq and is a predicted model, not a curated record. The transcript is spliced from 4 exons. Gene Ontology annotation, biological process: proton motive force-driven mitochondrial ATP synthesis. Gene Ontology annotation, molecular function: proton-transporting ATP synthase activity, rotational mechanism. Gene Ontology annotation, cellular component: mitochondrial inner membrane. The coding region runs from base 120 to 293 and encodes 57 amino acids.